Messenger RNA from Ylistrum balloti, 1170 nucleotides. RefSeq lists its product as uncharacterized. The record is from RefSeq and is a predicted model, not a curated record. Bases 1 to 1170 code for a protein of 389 amino acids. Lineage: Eukaryota; Metazoa; Mollusca; Bivalvia; Pectinida; Pectinidae. The transcript has 6 exons. Gene Ontology annotation, molecular function: ubiquitin-protein transferase activity.
AUGGGGAACGAAGCAUCCGUCAUGGAACUGAAGACGGCAGUAAAACAGGAACAGGACAAAACACGAGUUCGCCGUGGACAGUUUGAUGAAGUCAUGUUCCUCAUAAAACAACAACAAACUAGAAAAGUGGUCGCUAUUAAUGUUGAUCGUGAAAAUUUACUCAUCGCUGGAAUAGCACAGAUGAAACAGGAGGGAUCAGAAUUAUCACCAAUCGAGGUAACAUUCCGGACAAACAAUAAGGAAGAAAGGAAUGUCAACCUUGGCGGUCCAAACCGGGAAUUCUUUACACUCUUCCUGAAUGAAUUCCACAGUGAGAGAUUGUGUAUGUUUGAAGGGAAAGGUGGUUUCUUGUUACCAACCCACAACAAAACUAGAUCUGAUUGGUUUUACUACUUUGGCAAAGCCAUUGUGCUUUCCCUAUUAUGUGACGGACCAGGUUUUCCUUAUUUCCCACCCUUUAUCGUCAGUUACAUAAGAGACCAGGAAUUUAUCCAUGAGCUAAGCACUGUAUAUGUUGUAAAUUCCUACCUCCAGGCACACAUAGAAAAGGUAAACUCAGCAGGGUCUCAGGAAGAAAUUGACAAGAUCAUUGGAGAGGACACUGAGAAGUUUACAGACUAUUGUGGCUGGUCAGCAGGCGACAGAAUUACGUUUUCCAACAGAUUGAUGUAUAUUCAAACCCUUCUGCAGUGGUAUCUGAUUGACAUGCGAAAAGGAUCAUUAGAUGAAAUCAAACGUGGACUUGAAACUCUUUCUUUUCUGAACAGGACAAAACAAUACGAUGACUUCACGAGAUUCUUUCUAACGAGAGACAAACGAGAAACGACAGCCCUGUAUAUCAAAGAUAAAUUAUUACCAAAAGUGGUUGGUCUUAGAACAAGGAACGUUUGGGAGGAAAAUGCCAAAACGUACACAGAAGAACUGUUGCGGGAUUUAAACGAUGAGGAAGCUGCCAAGCUGUUUCAGUUUAUCACUGGUUUGGAUGACCUGCCCGUGCACGACUUCUCCUUAAAUGUAGGGUUCAAUCGCUCCAACCCCCAGGCAGAACUACCUGAGGCUACCACCUGUCUGCAGUUCCUACACUUGCCCCUUGGAAACAAAAGCAAGAUGGAACUGUAUGCUUCCUUCAAUAAGGCGCUUACUCUGGGCAAACUUGGCUUCUCAGAAUAA